UUCAAUCACACGAGAGAAAAAGUAAUAUCCUUUGCCUAAGAUCAAUAGUCGGUCAUAUCUAUUUCGCGUGAAAACAGUACAGGCAAUCAAUACAUCGGCGGAACUGCUUCCCUGAGGAAACUAUAGAACUCUUUUACACAGAUUUACCACCAUUAUCAAUAGUCUGAUAGAAACCAAACGUAAAAACUGUAAAUCGGUAGGACUAAAAACUUAUUUAAAAUUGUACAAUUCACUCUGGAAAUUUUUACUUAUUCAAAUGGAUUUUGACGACAUUGGAAAGUAGAUUUCAGAAUUAGAUAGUAAGUAAUUAACAUGGGAAAUACGAAGAUCAAUGGGUUAAGAAAACGAUCAAGUAAUUGAAUUAUAGGAAAAUGAGAAAUAUUGAUUCACUACUCUUCCUUCAAUAAAUGUGAAAUAGUUAAAUGUGCUUUGUUUACACUUGCUCUUAAUUAGCAACACGUUAUAAAUGUCAACCGAUAUCCAUAUUGAACAGCACUUGGAAAUUGUUCAUCAAACGAUCAAUGUAAAGGCCGUGUCGGAGACUGAAAUAAACGUUGUUACCUAUAUUCAAGGUUAGAAAUUGGAGAUAAAAAAAAUCCCAACAAAUGUUUCUUUUUGGAAUAUAGUGGCUCAUAAUAUAAUCAUGAGUAUCCCAAGGAAAACUUCUAUUGACAGACGUGGAGUAAAAUCUUUAUUUAUAAAAACUGUGCCGAAAAUAAUUCUUGAUGGUUCCGAAACUGAUGGAAUUGGCUCUCAAAUGCCGCAUUCCCGAUCAGCAGGUGAACUAGCUAUGUGCCUUGAUUUUCCACCAGAAAGUAGUUUAUCCCGACAAUACCAAUCAAGCAGUGGUCUCAGUAUGGAAUCAAGAAAUCAAAUUGAUAUAUAUUGCUCACCACGAAUGCACCGAAAAACUUUCAAUAUUAACAAUGGUUACCAAGACGAGGACUUUUCUUGGUUGGAUACUACCGAUCCAUCAAAUUCACAAAAUGCUCUUGGUGUAGGGAGCAGGUUAGGCAGUGCCCUUUCAUUAACAAGUGAGUAUACUUCUAGAAGUAUUGGACUGAUUUCAAACGAUUCAUCGUCUGACAGUACACAAUUCACUGACAAAAUUGAACAAAUAAAACAAAAACAAAGUCUUUUACGCCGCUAUUUAUCAAAUCCCGAAAAACCUGCAGAAGACAGGGAAAAUACGGUUCAAAGAAGCACACAAUCAGUCAACAAUCUUCACAACAAAACAGAACAUUUUGAGGAAUCUAUAAGUGACGAUAGCAUGGCCGACCCUGUUCCAACUUCCGGUUCGGACAGUAUACCAAAUGAAGCGAGUGAAUUAAGGCGCCAGAGAUACGAAAAUGCUUCAGAUAGUAAUUCUCAUCUGGUAACUAUGAUAACUGAUGAUAUACACGUAAAAGAAGGUAGGAUAAGACAAUGGUUAACUUCAAUAGGAAACCAAGAGUAGAACAAAAAUGGUCGACAAGGCAAUCAUGUGAUCCUUCCGGUGGCUUCGGCUUUCCAUGGUAUAGCAAUCAAUGAUAUUUGAAUUGUUUGAGAUACUGUAAUAAUUAAACGUUGAUUUGUAAAGCUUUUCUUCUUUAAUUUACUAAAUAAUCUAUUGCAUCACAUCGUUUUAUCUAAACUCUCAGUGUAGACUACCUUUAUCGAUCAGGCCUGGUACUUCAGUUUUGUUUAAAUUUUCAAAAUCAAUACACAAAGUCGAUAUAGGUAUUCAUUGAGAAAAUUCUUUUAAACAUAACGAUAGAAAUACACUUAUUGGUUCAAACCUGGAACAUGAGUCAUAGCAGUAUUUUUCAUCAUCAAGAACAACUUUAGAUAUUUUAAAUACAAACAAGGAAACACUAUAUCUUCAUCAUCGAUAUCCUUAAAAGACCAACAACUUAUUGUAUAUCGAUGUAAGCAACAUCUGUUCCUAAUCAUAUGGUCUUAUCUCAUCAUUAUUAGCAAAUCAAAUAUUUGUUCAACUGAAUUUUAAAUAUUCGACAAUCGGUAAAUUUGGAAAUAAAUUUGAUUAAUGUC
Messenger RNA from Mytilus trossulus (common blue mussel), 2031 nucleotides. RefSeq lists its product as uncharacterized. Bases 644 to 1456 code for a protein of 270 amino acids. Lineage: Eukaryota; Metazoa; Mollusca; Bivalvia; Mytilida; Mytilidae. The record is from RefSeq and is a predicted model, not a curated record. The transcript has a single exon.